CAACACUGCAUCUCUUUAUACAUCACCACCCCGAAUCGAUCUCUCGCCGUCUAGAUACCACCCGAGUCGCGCAUUAUCUACAGGGUACUCGUUGGAAAUCACCCCGCCACACUUACGCCCCUUAAUCACAUCUCCCAAUCGCAAUGGACCAGGUCAAGGAACUCGCAGAUGUUCCCCAGGAGUUCGUUCGAGAUGGCCUACAAUUCAUUAACCGCUGCACAAAACCCGACAAGCGGGAGUUCAUCAAGAUCUCACAGGCCGUUGGUGUAGGAUUCGUAGUCAUGGGCGUCAUUGGCUACGUAGUCAAGCUCAUCCACAUCCCCGUUAACAACAUCCUCGUCGGCGGGUCAUAGUCGCACGUGCCAGUCAUUUCCAGGGGUCGAGGGGGGCUUUCUUUGGUUGCCAUGGCAGAGGUUCUGUGAGAAAGGGCGCAGGAGGGUGCAUAGCAUCGGAUCAGGCUUGAAAAUGUUGUACAUUACGGACAUUCCAGAGUCAUCGGGACAAGCGGGAGUUUGAUUAUAUCCAAAAUAUACGCCAGAACCCUAUUCGAAAUCAUGCAC
Molecule: messenger RNA, 560 nt
Organism: Lindgomyces ingoldianus
Lineage: Eukaryota; Fungi; Ascomycota; Dothideomycetes; Pleosporales; Lindgomycetaceae
Product: secE/sec61-gamma protein
Exons: 3
Coding region: 144-353 (69 amino acids)
Biological process (GO): post-translational protein targeting to membrane, translocation; protein targeting
Cellular component (GO): Ssh1 translocon complex; membrane
Molecular function (GO): transmembrane protein transporter activity
Source: RefSeq, a predicted model, not a curated record